AUGGAGUCAGUAAAUCGAUUCAUAUACGGACCCAGUUCAGAAGAAAAAGUAAAAAAAUGGCAAACUAAAAUUAAAUCAGAAGAAAGACAAAUCGAAAGAGAAAUCAAAUCGAUUGAAAAUGCAGAAAAGAAAGUAAAAUUAAAUUUAAAAUCAUUAGCUAAAAAUAAUGAUUUAAAGAAUUGUAAACUGUUGGCUAAAGAGAUUCUUAGAAGUCAGAAACAGAAAGAUAGGUUGUUUACUUCUAAGGCUAGACUUAAUUCGAUUCGUAUGCAACUUCAACAUCAACUUGCUACACUUAAGAUUACUGGAACUUUACAGAAAUCAACGGAGAUUAUGAAAUUAUCUAACUCGUUGAUGAAAUUACCAGAACUAAAUAAAACGAUGCAAGAGAUGUCAAAAGAAAUGAUGAAAGCUGGGAUUAUGUCAGAAAUGGUAGAAGAUGCUAUAGAUACAUUAGAUGAAGAUGAAGAAGAAUUAGAAGAAGAAGCCGAAAUGGAAGUUGAGAAUGUAUUAUUCCAAAUCACAGAUGGAAAAUUAGGACAAAUGGGAACCUUGACUGGAGGAAAAUUACCAACAAAACAGGGAGAAAGUUUACAAGAAGAUGAUUUAGAAGAUAUUGAAAAGAUGCAAGCACAACUUAAUGGUCUUUUACAAAGUUAA
This is a messenger RNA of Melampsora larici-populina 98AG31, 660 nucleotides long. RefSeq lists its product as uncharacterized. The coding region runs from base 1 to 660 and encodes 219 amino acids. Gene Ontology annotation, biological process: late endosome to vacuole transport; protein transport; endosome transport via multivesicular body sorting pathway. The transcript has 5 exons. Gene Ontology annotation, cellular component: multivesicular body; ESCRT III complex. The record is from RefSeq and is a predicted model, not a curated record. NCBI's taxonomy places the organism in Eukaryota, Fungi, Basidiomycota, Pucciniomycetes, Pucciniales, Melampsoraceae.